UUAAGUUCCUCCGUAUAGGGCGUGAUAAAGUUUGCUGUUCAGUGUUAUGUUUUUUGUGAGAUAGAGACUCUUUUAAAUAAGCUGUGUUUCAACUUCUACAGAAGUUUAAAAUCUUAUUUACUUUUCUGUUUAAUGGGUAUGUUAUCUACUUACUUGAAAUAUUACAUCUAUUACAAAUCUAUUUUUCAUUAAAAACAACCCUAUGUGAUGAAAAUGUAAAUGUACUUUCAAAACUGGUAAAUGCAUGAACCAGGGCAUUGACACUGGUUGGAGAGAAAUUAUAGGCUUUGUUUAAUUAAUACCUAUUUCAUUUUAGGCUUCUACUGAUAAUGGAGAGUAGAAACAACAAGAAGUGCGUUAUUUGUAAUAAGAGGCGAAGUCGUGGUGGAUCACCCUUACUUUUGAGUAGGUUUCCUCUGGAUUCUGACCGUUGUCGAAUGUGGGUUAAAAAUGCUGGCUUAGAAGACUUAGCAUAUGUACCUAUUGAAAAGUUACACCAACUGAAGUUUGUUUGUGGUGGGCACUUCACUCCUGAAUCCUUCAAUGCCAAAGGAACUCGGCUGAAGAACUCAGCUAUUCCAACACUGGAAUUGAGCAAUCCCAUCUUGCCAGAUGAAGUUUUGACAGAGUUUCCUCUUCAUGUAAAAGACUCCAAUAAAGAAAACCUCAAGACAGUUCUUUAUGAUCAUUCAUAUUGCAUUCCAAAGAAGUCAAAUCCAGUUGAACGAGUUCCCCUUACAACUACAACCAAACAACUAAAUUCAACAUGUUUGGGAGCUGUGGAUAUACCAGAUUCUGGUAUUUCUGCGAAAACAACUUUUGAACCUCUUCCUUCUACUUCCAAUGCACCAGAACAUAUGACCUAUAAACCCAUUACUCAUGAUGAUAAAAAGAUUUGCCAUCAAGAUGCACAGGCAGAAAUAUUAGUCCACAGUUAUAAAAGACCUAAGAAAAACAUUGAAAUGAAAGGUAAGAUAAAACAUACCUAAUUUAAAAAACUAAGUAAAAUUGCUGAUUAAUAAACCAAUAUUCAAUUCAAUUUGCUUUAAUGUUGUUUUUUUUUACUAAUGGAAAUGUUUUUAUUACAGACACUUCAUCAACAUUUACAAUUAAGAGAAGAGGCUUUGGCGACAGUUACAAAAUGCAA
Ostrinia nubilalis (European corn borer) is the source of this 1147-nucleotide messenger RNA. Its product is annotated as THAP domain-containing protein 5-like. Bases 330 to 989 code for a protein of 219 amino acids. The transcript has 5 exons. NCBI's taxonomy places the organism in Eukaryota, Metazoa, Arthropoda, Insecta, Lepidoptera, Crambidae. The record is from RefSeq and is a predicted model, not a curated record.